This is a messenger RNA of Grammomys surdaster, 1149 nucleotides long. RefSeq names its product serine protease 42-like. The record is from RefSeq and is a predicted model, not a curated record. Gene Ontology annotation, biological process: proteolysis. Bases 1 to 1149 code for a protein of 382 amino acids. Gene Ontology annotation, molecular function: serine-type endopeptidase activity. The transcript is spliced from 6 exons. NCBI's taxonomy places the organism in Eukaryota, Metazoa, Chordata, Mammalia, Rodentia, Muridae.
AUGGGUGGCUUCUGUAGGGGAUACAGGGGCGGCUUCCUAGCCUUCCUGGUCUGGCUUCAGCUUCUUCAGCCUCUGUUCAGUGGUACUUACAAACCCAGGGAGGAUUCCGGAGUGAUAUACAGGCCCCGGAGGCUCCGGAGGCCCCGGAGUAAUCCAGAGGCCCCGGCACAGCAGAGCCUCUUGAAACCCCUGAGUAUUUCGCAUCCUUCAGUAGUUCCGGUGUCUCUAGACCGGACUGAGACUCUAGGAUCAGGGCCUCCUUCAGCCACCACAACCAAAAUUAUCUUGGAAUCCAGGAGGAGCUCUCUAGGAGGACCGUUUUCUCCAGACACUUGCGGCCAUAGAAUUAUGGAGAUAAAUCAUGGAAGUUUAACUGCAGGGAGGAAGUGGCCUUGGCAGGUGAGCCUGCAGAGUAAAAAUGAACAUGUAUGUGGAGGCUCCCUCAUCAGCGACCAAUGGGUGUUGACUGCAGCCCACUGCAUAUAUGAGCGGGAGGAGUACAUGGUGAUGCUGGGUGACAACGUGUUGCAUUCUGAAUCUGAAAAUGUGACCCUGGUCCCAGUCCGAGACAUCAUUUACCCUUACGACUUUGACAUUCAGACCAUGAAGGGUGACAUUGCCCUGGUUCUGCUGUACUUCCCUGUGAAUUACUCCUCGCUCAUCCAGCCCGUGUGUCUUCCCAGAAAGCCCUUCCAAGUGAAAAAUGGGACAGUAUGCUGGGUGACCGGCUGGGGCCAACAGAAUGAAACUGGUGAGUCUUUUGUAUCAGUUCUCCUUCAGGAGGUUCAGCAAAGCAUUCUUCUCCAGAAGCACUGUAAUCAGCUGUUCCAGAGACUGUUGGGAACAUCGAAAAACCUGGUGAUUAAAGGAAUGAUCUGUGGUCAGCAAGACUUGGGACAGAGUCCUUGUUGGGGAAAUUCUGGGAACCCCCUUGUCUGUGAAUCUGACAACACUUGGACCCAGGUGGGGAUCAUGAGCUGGGGCGUCAGCUGUGGUCAAGCUCUUGUCCCCUCAAUUUACACGGACAUCACUGAAUACGAUCAAUGGGUCAGAUAUGUUUUAAGUCAGGCUUCCCAUAUGGAGUCCAUGGGAGUCUUGGUCCUAACCCUGUCUCUGAUGCUACACCUGGCCCUCCUGGUAGCUCUGUGA